UGGUCCAACGCCACGCUGUCGAGACCAGCGUAUAUUCUUGUUUGACAGAAUUUACUCAGCCGCGCCUCCUUGGCGCCCUGACAUUCGUCCCAUCUUCUGAGGCUCCUUCCGGGCUUCUUGCUGUCGCGGUCGUCAUAGGACUGCCGAUAGUGCUUUGGACAUAUAAAUGCAUCAUGAUGGUCCUAUUCCAGCGCCGAAUUAUAUACAUGGGUUAUCUUCCACCGGGCGCUCGCGAGGAGGAGCUGAAGGACGUGAAGAUCGGCAAGGGCAUAAGCUGCGAAGAAGUUACAAUAGAGGGCGAAAGAGGAAACGCUCUCUACGGCUUGCUCGUCUGUAGGGAGGCAUUGGCCCAAGCUGCUACAGACCCGAAGACCGUAAUAUUUUAUAUGCAAGGAAAUGCUGGGACACCACUGGGCCGGAUACCCCUUUUCCGACGUCUCCUGCUCGGCAUCCGCCUUACGCCGAAGGCGGCACCGCCCUCUGAUGCCAUGAGCGAUACGGCGAUCCUGGCAGUCGCCCCGCGCUCGUUUUGGAAAUCGACGCCCCGGCGCCCGACCGAACGCGGGAUCAUGUCGGACUACGAGCAGGCCCUUGCAUACGCCUGCAAGCGCUUCCCGUCGUCGAACAUCGUCAUCUACGGCCACUCGCUCGGCGGCGCGGCGGCGGUCUGUCUCGUGUCGCGGCUGCGAGACACAGACAAAUACCGGAACGUCAAGGGCUUUGUGCUCGAGAACCCCUUCGCAUCCAUCCCGGCGAUGGUGAAAGCGGUGUACCCGCAACGCUGGCUGCCGUACCACUAUCUAGGUGGCUGCGCGCUCGACAAGUGGGACGCUGUCGGCGCUAUGGCGCGCGCCCAGGUGGACAGCUCAUCCCUGCUACACCGGUUAUCGCGCUCGAUGCUGCUUAUCCUGAGCGAGAAAGACGAGAUCGUGCCGACCGAGCAUGGACAGGCGAUAUUCGAGGCUACGACGCGGGGCGCCGAGGAGGUGAAAGAAGGCGAGCAGCGCAGGCUCGUAAUCAUACCCGGUGCCUUACACGAAACCACGUGGAGGGAGCGGAGGUGGAGGGCGGAGGUGGAGGCGUACAUACGUUCCGUUAACCAGGGACCUACCAUGCAACGGACUGGCAACACUGUAGUAAUUACGCCUGACUCGUGACUAGC
Messenger RNA from Phanerochaete carnosa HHB-10118-sp, 1162 nucleotides. RefSeq lists its product as uncharacterized. The transcript is spliced from 4 exons. Gene Ontology annotation, cellular component: membrane. The record is from RefSeq and is a predicted model, not a curated record. Gene Ontology annotation, molecular function: palmitoyl-(protein) hydrolase activity; serine-type peptidase activity. Gene Ontology annotation, biological process: proteolysis. The coding region runs from base 387 to 1157 and encodes 256 amino acids. NCBI's taxonomy places the organism in Eukaryota, Fungi, Basidiomycota, Agaricomycetes, Polyporales, Phanerochaetaceae.